Molecule: messenger RNA, 424 nt
Organism: Trametes versicolor FP-101664 SS1
Lineage: Eukaryota; Fungi; Basidiomycota; Agaricomycetes; Polyporales; Polyporaceae
Product: ribosomal 60S subunit protein L29
Exons: 5
Coding region: 29-217 (62 amino acids)
Biological process (GO): cytoplasmic translation
Cellular component (GO): ribosome; cytosolic large ribosomal subunit
Molecular function (GO): structural constituent of ribosome
Source: RefSeq, a predicted model, not a curated record
CAUCCCUCAAGACCUGCUCGACGUCGCCAUGGCCAAAUCUAAGAACCAUACCAACCACAACCAGAGCAAGAAGGCUCACCGUAACGGUAUCAAGACGCCUAAGAGCCAUAGGACGCGUUCGAUGAAGGGUGUUGACCCCAAGUUCCGCCGCAACUCUCGGUUCGCGCUGGUUGGCUCGAGAAAAGCUCGCACCGAGCAGAAGGCCGAGUCGACAUGAUCCUCCUUCCCCACAACCGAGCAGAGGACUCCGAGCGCCGGUGCCAUUCCCUUACGAUGAGGAGGGAGAGGGGGGCUUGUAUGCAUACGCCAGCCGGCCCCGGCUCGCGCGCAAGGCGACGUCGAUCCAUGUAAAACACCCACCACGAUCAUGCUGUGUAUGCACCCCCGCUAUGCUUAGGACUCGCCGAGCAGAAAUGGAAAAGCC